Andrographis paniculata is the source of this 3644-nucleotide messenger RNA. RefSeq lists its product as uncharacterized. Bases 310 to 3510 code for a protein of 1066 amino acids. The record is from RefSeq and is a predicted model, not a curated record. NCBI's taxonomy places the organism in Eukaryota, Viridiplantae, Streptophyta, Magnoliopsida, Lamiales, Acanthaceae. The transcript has 8 exons.
UCGAAGCCGAAACGAAGAAAACUACACCCCUUUUAGGGUUUUUGCUUUCCCUCCAAAAUAAUAUCGCAGAUUCGGUACUUCCCCAACGUUCCCUCCAAUUUCGCUCUUCGUCGUCCGCAUCGUCACUUUUAUUUUCACUACGGUCGAAAUCAACCACCAUUGUUGUUCUGUGCUGUGCUGAGUGCUGUGAAUUCUUAGAUUAGAUUUUAUUUAUUUUUUUAGUUUCAAUUGUUUUUGGAUAGUUUUAAAAGAUAAUUCUUUUCAUUAUUUCCUUUCGCGUCCUUAGCGGAUUCGAGGGUGAUAAAGAUAAUGGGUCUCUGGUUCGAUGACGAAAACCGUUCAGAUUCAAGGAGGAAGAAUUCGAGUGUGGAUAUAAGAGAAAUGGAAACACAACGAAUUGACAGUGAUGAUGUGGAAGAUGGUGAGCAUGAUAAUUUUCUUUAUCUCUCCGAUACAAUGCCUAUUGAUGAUGCUUGCUCAACGGAGAAUUCUCUUGAAGCCCAAUUCGGGGAUCUUGCAGGGGAAACCCAAUUGGUGGACCCUGUGGAUGAAACUGAAUUGGCAGAUCUUGAGGGUGAAUCUCAAUUGCUGGAUCUUGCAGGAGAGACCCAAUUGUUGGAUCUUGUUGAUGAAACUCAAGUUGUUGAUGAUCCUGAUUGUGUGGAACAUAUGCCACAUGAGUUUUUGGAUGAGAUUACUACGAAAAAUAGUAUGGAACAGUGUGAGACCCAAGUAUUAUCUCAGAAUGGCAAUGAUAAUAUGGAUGCCUGUAUUUCUGCCACACUGAAGGACAGAGUGGACAAUCAACCUCCUAAAGAUGGUUACCAUAUUUGUAUGACACCAUCCAAUACAGUCGUCAAUUCAGAGCAUCAUUCAGGGUCAGUUUCCAAAGGAUUCACCUCAGUCCGUGCUGCAUCAAUCAGGGCCUCUGGCUUGGCUGCCUGUGCCCGGGGAUGUAUUGGUAUAUCAUUUUGCAGCAGUAAGGAUAAAACUUCUGUAGAACGAAAAAAAUGCAAGCUGGAUAACUCAUCUCCUCUGGGAUAUUGCUCGGAGUCUGAAAGACACCUUGGGAAUAAGAAGAUUGAAAACAAUGGGGAGCUGAAGGAUGCAAACAAAUGCAAGACUGGCGGCACGGCCAUGAGGAAGCUUUUCAGAGAGAAUGAUUAUACUGAUCUUAAUUUGUCAGGAGAUGAUGUUGACCAUGCGGUUGAUAAUCCCAACAUGCCUGAGUUGCCUACUUCUGACAACUGCUUGGCUGGGUUAAGCUAUGCUGAUUCUCAGGAACCUGGAGAGCUAUCACAAAUCCAUGCACUUGAGGUAGUGGAUAAAUUUCUUGAUCGUAAUGCCAUGGAACUUGAAGAAGGCUUUGGCUCAGGAUUUCGCAAUACAGAAAACUUGAAUUUCAUCUCUAGUGCUAAAGGUUCUCUGAAUUUGGUUAAAACUUCUAUUGGCAAAUGCACUGAUAGAGAACACCGGAUUUAUGACUGGGAUAAUAUUCGUGAAGAUGAUGGUGGGGGAGACUUUUUCCAGAAGAAAAAGAAGCUUUUCUUUGACAAGGGAGGUACUGAGCCUAGGAAAGGCAGGCACAACAAUGCUGGAAGUGUUGAGCGCUGUGGAAAUGUUGGAAAUAAGGAUGCACAAUGCAGAAAGGAUAAGUUAGGGGAUACAGUUUCCUUGGAUUCAAAGUUGAUGCUGCAAAAUCUAAGAGGAAGAGGAAAAUCACUUGAGUGCAGGGAUGAUGUCUUUGACAAGAAAUCUGUAAAUAAUCUGGAUGAGCAGUUACAGAGGGUAUCUGGGCACGAUAUGGCAGAUAAUGGUAAAUGUAAUGAUGGUUUGGAAAUGAAUACUACUAUUGGUCCUGAUACUCAAAUGGCUGCUGAAGCGAUCGAGAAUCUGUGUUUUGUAGUGCAGUUGGAUGACAACAAUAAUAGUGCAUCCGACAAAGGCAGACUCGCCCUGGCAAAGCAAACUACUCGAAAGAGAAAAGAGAGUGCUUCUUUGGAAGAACAGCCAAUAACUGAAACAUUAUGCCCCACUAGGGCUGCUGUUUCCAAAGAAGCCAAACAGUCUAAGAAAAUUAAGAAGAACCAUGAUGCAAUGCCGGAAGUGGCAGAGCAGAGGAAACUGACUGGAAUGGAAGCAACCUGUCAAAGAUCAGCUGGGCCGAGUGAUCUCAAGGAACAGCAUGAUGUUUCUAUCCCUGUUGCUAAGAGAACAAGAAAAUGCUUAGAGUUAAAUAAUCCAACGGUAGCUACAAAUUCAUUUGAUCCUACGGGGGAGAUAAAGGAUUUGAUGAGUUCACCGAUCCUCAAGAAAAAGAGGACAGGUGCCAAUGUUAGAAGUGCCAGAAUUGUCACCAUUGAACAACUUAAACGGAUCGGUUUAGCUGCACAUAAUCAAUCAAAGAAAAGACUUUUUAGUACUGUCAAUGCUUUGAAUGUUGAUGUCAUGGACAACGGACAAGGAAAAAAAUCUGAACAAGAAAUUUUGACUGUUGGAAGAGCAAUUGACACCUGUAGUGGAGAAUUUGAAAGACCCAGAGUUGCCCCGAAAAGUGAUAAUGAGAAAUCUGGUGAAAAUACAAAAGGAAAUAGCAAUCUAGAAGCAUCGCCGAGCACUUCUGCUUGCAGAACACCUGCUAGUUGUGUGAAACCAGUGAAAAAUGUUUCUCCAAUUUGCAUGGGCGAUGAGUAUCUCAAGCAGUCCUGCCGAAAUAGCCUAUCUAAAACGUCCCUUAUUAAAGAAAUUGACAGCUUGGCAACUCCUUUACCGGGACAUUAUGACAGAACAAUAGAGUUGAGAAAGAGGAAAGACAUCACACAGGUUAAAGUCUUGUUUAGUCAGCACUUGGCAGAUGAUGUUGUCAAGCAGCAGAAGAAGAUUUUGUGUCGCCUAGGGGGUGGUGUUGUGGCAUCUAUGUCUGAGGCAACACAUUUUGUGGCUGAUGAAUUUGUUCGCACUCGGAAUAUGCUAGAAGCAAUUGCUUGUGGGAAGCCAGUGGUUACUCACUUAUGGCUUGAAAGUUGUGGACAAGCUAAUUGUCUUAUUGACGAGAAAAAUUACAUACUCAGAGAUGCUAAAAAGGAAAAGGAGUUUGGUUUUUGCCUGCCUGUUUCUCUUUCUCGAGCUUCUCAACAUCCGCUUUUACAGGGACAAAAGGUCUUUAUUACACCAAAUACGAAACCCGGGAAGGAAACUCUUGUGAAUUUGGUAAAGGCUGUUGCUGGAUUGCCUAUUGAAAGACUCGGAAGAUCCGUAUUGAAUAGUGAGACGCCUCCGGACAAUCUUUUGAUUCUGACUUGUGAAGAAGAUUAUGAUCACUGUGUUCCUUUUCUGGAGAAAGGUGGCGCCGUCUACAGCUCGGAAUUGCUUUUGAAUGGAAUUGUUAAACAAAAGUUGGAAUUUGAAAGACACCUACUCUUCUUGGAUCAGUUGAAGAGGACGCGAUCGACGGUGUGGGUGAAGAAGAACAACAGGUAUGUUGCUGCUACAAAAUGCAAAGUAAAGUAAGGUUCAAUGUGUUUCCAUAAAUCAGAAUAAUGUGUUUGUAGGAGUGAAUAAUCAAUGUAUGACCUUGAAUAUGGAAUGAAUCUAAGUUGUAACUUUUGCAAUUUUUUCUUGUCAUUUAUCUGUAGCCAUUUUAG